AUGGCAACAAUCCUAAGACGAGCAAACACACGCUUGCUUGUUGGUCAGUACCGCUUCUUCGCCGCCUCGGCCGUGCACACCGCCCGGAUCUCGGACGUGAUCAAGCAGGACCACCGCGAGAUCCAAGAGGCCUACGACAAGAUUUUAUCCGCCAAAGACCACGCCGAAAAGAUACAAUGGCGUAACCAGUUUACAUGGGAGCUCGCCCGCCACUCGAUUGGCGAAGAGCUGAUGCUGUACCCGGCGUUUGAGAAGUAUGUCCGCGACGGCAAAUCCAUGGCUGCGCGAGAUCGCGAGGAGCACCUCAUGCACAUUCAAGAAGAGGAACACGAGGAGCUCGCGGCGCUCGAAAAGGCCCUAACGCCCGAGGAGUCGGAUGCCAUGGUGCGCAGCUUCCAGCGCACCAAGAUGCUCACGCCGACGAGGAGCCAUCCCCACGCGCCGGACAAGCCGCCGUUCGAGACGGUGGCGGGAUUGAUGGCGGCGCCGUUGGACAAGAUCCGGGACCUGUUUCGGGAUUUUCCCAAGGAGAAAUCAUACCAAAUGCCGCCACCCAUCACCAUUUCUCACCCCUCUUCCACCCCCGUCAACACCCCCACCAUGGCCACCGACACCGCCAACGAAUUCACCACCGCCAACCUCAUCGGCCUCUUCCUCACCCUCGCCCUCUGCCUCCUCACCCAACCCUGGGGCAGCCUCGUCUACCGCCCACCCCCGCGCACCGCCCCGCCCCUCGCCCACCUCGCCUUCUUCCUCUGGCGCCUGAACCCCGUCGCCGCCGUCGCCGAGGCCAUCACCACCGUCGCCUGCCUCGGCGACGCGAUCCUCCAGCUGUGUCAUCGCUCUGCACGUGGCAGCCGUGGCACUCCUGCUGAUGCGCGUCGACGACGGCCACGCCGCGACGCCCGAUCACGAAGCGAACCUACCGGACCAGUCGCCGUCAUCGCUGUCGCUGCCGUCGUCGUCGUCAUCCCCGACCUCCGAAAACGGCGGGACACGCAGCAGCAGGAUGUCGACGACGUCUUGGCCACGGACCAGCGUACACCGCAAUCGCCCGACGACAUCAGAAAGACGCUGGGCAUGUCGGUGCUCGCGCGCAAGGAAAAAUGGACAGACCUCAUGGCCACCUUUUCCGCCUUUGUCGUGCUCCUCAAGCUCAUCGUCAUCCGCAUGCCCUGGCCCAUCCGCAUCGCCGCCAUUUUCCAGCUCGCCGGCUGGUCCUCUCUCCACCUGGUCAUCACCCUCUUCCACCUACGGCCCCUCAGCGACGAAGCCGCCGACCACGACCACGACCACGACGACAUCUCCGGCGACGCGGGCGGCAACAUCACCCGGGCCGUCCGACGAAGCAAAGCCUUGCUCCGUGGCCUACCCACCUUAAUCGCCGUGCACGUGGUCGCGGCGCCCUACAUCGUCUACGUAUCCUGGCGGGCCGCCUUCACCCUCAUCACCCCACACCCCGAAGCCGACCAAGGCUACAGAAUCUUCGGCAUGGUCGGCAAGGCCGAGCGGAGUUCCCCCGCCCUCUCCAUCCUCGACGGCUUCGUCCGCCUGCCGCAGUUCUUCGCCGUCGCCAUGAGCUACGCCCCCAUGACCAUCAUGCUCCUCCUGCCCGCCUUUGCCGUCUUCACCGGCUUCCUGGCCCUCCUCCGCAAGUCGGGCCGCGAUUAUCAGGGCAUCUUCCUCCCCAUGGCCUUUGGCACCCUUUUCCUCACCGCCGAGUUGGUCUUCGCCGUCUUGUACCUGGGGGCCGACUUUCUCGUCCACCUCCAGAGCUUUAGCCUCUUCCAGGUGUGCAUCCUCUUCUACUACAGUAGCUUCUACCUGUGCUCGCAGUUUGCCAAGCAGCAGCCCCUGGACGAACCCGCCUCUGCCCUUUACGUCGUGGGCAUUCUCGCUUGGAUUUAUGUCUUUGUCGACCUCGUAGAGUACUAUUAUGAUCCCGCGGGCACCUAUAAACCCGAGUGGUUGGAGUAUUUCGGAUAA
This is a messenger RNA of Parascedosporium putredinis, 1986 nucleotides long. The record is from the annotation of a GenBank genome assembly. Lineage: Eukaryota; Fungi; Ascomycota; Sordariomycetes; Microascales; Microascaceae.